GAUGACCUCCAGAAUGCUUACACAUCAUACCAACACGCUUUGUUUCAUUUGCCCAAUCCAAAGGACUCACAGGUGUGGUAUGGUAUUGGAAUGCUAUAUGAAAGAUGCGGAUCAUAUGAGCAUGCCGAAGAGGCUUUCACUGGAGUGCUCAAAAUGGAUCCCAACUCAGACAAGAAGACAGAGAUUCUUUUUCGUCUUGGCACUAUCUACAAGCAAACACAAAAGUAUCCUCAGUCGCUGGAGUGCUUUUCCUGCAUCGUCACAUGUCCACCUGCUCCGCGCACAGCAGCAGAUGUUUGGCUGCAAAUAGGACACAUUUAUGAGCUGCAACAGCAAUAUGACAAAGCCAUGGAAGCAUACCAGAACGGAAUGAAUGACAACGCGAACCAUCCCAAACUUCUUCAGCAUGUUGCUUGGCUCCGAUUGUUAGAUUCCCCCUUCCAGAGUGUACAAACUGCCAUCACGCUUUUGACAAAAGCAACAGAGCUAGAUCCCAACGAUGCUCAGAGCUGGUAUAUUCUUGGAAGGUGCCAAGUGGGCAUAAGGGAUUAUAACAAAGCGCACUUUGCGUAUCAACAAGCCGUGUAUCGUGACGAAAGGAAUCCAACUCUAUGGUGCAGUAUUGGCAUCCUCUACUUCAAAAUUGGACAGUACAAAGAGGCUUUGGAUGCAUACAGCAAAGCGAUCCGCUUCAACCCAUAUAUGAGUGCAGUGUGGUACAAUCUUGGGACUCUGUACGAGUCAUGCAAACAACCUCCAGAUGCCAAGGAUGCAUAUCAGCAUGCUUUGGAGCUUGACCAGGAUAGUCCUUAUAUUCGGGAAAGAUUGCAUCGGCUU
Guillardia theta CCMP2712 is the source of this 837-nucleotide messenger RNA. RefSeq lists its product as hypothetical. The annotation marks the transcript as partial. The transcript has 7 exons. Gene Ontology annotation, molecular function: protein binding; chromatin DNA binding; RNA polymerase II cis-regulatory region sequence-specific DNA binding. The record is from RefSeq and is a predicted model, not a curated record. Gene Ontology annotation, biological process: regulation of gene expression. Lineage: Eukaryota; Cryptophyceae; Pyrenomonadales; Geminigeraceae.